Messenger RNA from Megalopta genalis, 928 nucleotides. Its product is annotated as arylalkylamine N-acetyltransferase 1. NCBI's taxonomy places the organism in Eukaryota, Metazoa, Arthropoda, Insecta, Hymenoptera, Halictidae. The record is from RefSeq and is a predicted model, not a curated record.
AUGACUAUGUCGAGGCUAAUAGUAUGCAGGAAGUGUAUUCUGAAAGGCCUCGAGGGUAUGCCGAAUUGCCAGAGAAUUGGGUAUCGACAAGCUAAUUUUCACAUCACGAGAGGGAGCUUUAAACCGCGGACGAUAUGUGAAGACGGUCCAGCUUUCACGACACGUUUGGCACUGCCUAUUGACUAUGACAACGUGGCGGACUUCAUGACAGACAUAUACUACAAAGGUGAACCAACAGUUCGAAACAUAGGCUGUGCUCCCGUAACCGCGCCGCCAGUAUGGCGCGAGAAUAUGUACGACCAAGUGAAGAUGGGUUUGUCGAUCGUAGCUGAAAAUAGAGAUCAUUGCCUGAUCGGUGCAGCUCUGAACACAGUUGUGUAUCCAUGGGAAGCAGCGGCGAUAGAGCAGUGCGCAAAAUGUGUCGACUCAGGUCCGAUCAAGGAAGUCUUGCAUUUCUUCGGCUACAUAGCCUAUCAACCGAGAAUUUUCGAACGGUUCUGCGUUUCGAGGAUGUUCGAGGUUACCAGCUUAGCAGUGGAUGAAGAUUACCGAAGCAUGGGGGUAGCCAAGAGGCUGAUAACGGAAAGUUGGUACUUGGCACGCGAUUGUGAUUACAAAUUGUUUCACAUGUGUUGCACCAAUAGACAUUGUAUGCAGAUAUGUUCAAACUUCGGAUGGCAAGAAGUAUGGAAUAUACCUUUCGAUCAAUACGUUCGGAAUGGUGAAGUGAUCUUCAAGAACGUUCAAGAACCGAACAAUAUUUGUAGAGUAUUUAUCGAUUGGUUGAAGGAUUGUAAAACAUAUUGUCAGCCGUCUAAAAAGUGUACAAAAAUAUUGCCACCGCCUCCACAGCAAUAAAUUCUCAUCGAAUUCACCUCUUCAUAAUAUUUAAUUAAUAAAAACUUUGUGACCAUUACAUUGCUGAAAA